UUCAAACCCACGUCGCCCUCUAGAACUAGAAAAGACAAAUCAAAACGACACUCUGAAGAGUUCUCUACUUCUAGUUAUAGUAAAUACAUUCCGUUGCUUAGCAACUCGUACUAUUCCAGGGACCAGUCUAGUGACUACUAUAGUGAUACUUCCAAAGAACUAUGUCAAAAUAUAACGUCAGUAUGACAGUGAAGCACAGUACAACCAGUCCAUUUACUUCUGAAAUUUACAUAGAUUAACCUUUAACUGCUGAACUUUUGCACAAUUUCUAUGUUCGACAUCCAUUGAGUUUAUUUAUUUCCUAAUUCCAUGAAAUUUCAUUUAAUCCUAUUGAAAAUCUAAAAUCACAAAGUUCAUGCAUUACUUAGGAAACUUUUUACUCAAUUUCUGUUUACCAUCAAAAGCUUGAGAAAUUUAGAUGGCUGUUGAAAUAGUAUAUAUAUAUAUAUUUAACUGCUGAAUUUCUCAAGGGUUGUACUGUGCUCCUGUGUUUUAUGUAUUUUAUAUGUUAUGUCAGAAUGUCCGAACAGUUUUACUAAAUAUAUGUAAGCCUCUAACAUUUCUAGAGGCAUUAAUAUACCGGUACUACUAUAUAGAAAAUAUCUGGUGAAGACCAUAUGAAAACCCACAUGUUUAUCUCCCUCAACAGAAGGAUGCCCAGUCAUUUUGGGGGUUAGAAUAUCCAAGAUAUGUAAUAAAAACAGCAUAAAGAUCUACAAUAUUAUAAUUUAUCACACACCCGUGCCGAUUUUGCGACUCCGUAAAAAUGGUAUUGCACGGCCGUGCAUAUAUAUUGACGUGAUGUCAUUAGCGUUAUACAAACAUCGUGUAAAGACGCACUAUACUAUAGACGCGUCAAUAAAAAAAAGGGCUCUUAUUUCACAUUAAACAGUCUUUAUUUUGGGUAUGUGAUAAAUAGAAUAUUAAAUUCGUGUAAGUUUAUUACUGAAUUUAUUGCACUCGUUGAAUAAAAUAAUAUUAUGCUCGCCAGAGGCUCGCAUAAUAUAAUUUUAUUCAACUUGUGCAAUAAAUUCAGUAUUGAACUUACACUCAUUCAAUAUCCUCUAUAUAAUCUAAUGUUGGUGGUCAAAUUUUAUUAAAUUAUUACAUAAUGAAAGAUAUGAUUAUUUAUAGAAACAACAGUAUCAAGAAUGUUUGUUCUUUAUCAGCUGAUGGUAUUUCAUUGAAUUGGGAGAUAUCUAUUGCAGUUUAUAGGCUGGUAGUUAUCAGUUAAAAGUAAUGAAACCGGUGUAUAUCAACCACAAUGAUAAUAACCAGAGUGGUCUAACAUCCAAGCAUGUGCAUAUUUAAUUUGUUGUUUAUCAGGGAUUAAACCACACUGAGGCCUUUCUAUUUGUUAUUGCUGAUAUCUAAAUGUUUAUAAAAUAUGUUUCAUGAAUAUUAAGACAAAGUUGAUCCAAUAGCCUGCUGGGCAAAAGCUGUGCUGUAAAAGUAAAAUCUAUAAUUUAUUGUCAGCUUUAAGAGAAUAUAUUUGUAUUGCAUAAGUUAUUUUCAGCUAACAGUGUAAACAGUGGCAAUUUAUUGUCAGCUUACAAUGCAUAUAAUGACAAUUUAAUGUCAGCUAAUACAUAUAAUACAUGUAUAGUGGCACCACUUAUUGUCAGCUAACGGUGAAUACAGUGACAAUUUAUUGCCGGCUAACAAUGCAUACAGUGACAAUUUAAUGUCAGCUAAUACAUAUAAUACAUGUAUAGUGGCACGACUUAUUGUCAGCUAACAGUGAAUACAGUGACAAUUUAUUGCCGGCUAACAAUGCAUACAGUGACAAUUUAUUGUCAGCUAAUACAUGUAAUAUAGUGGCACGACUUAUUGUCACCUAACAGUGAAUACAGUGACAAUUUAUUGCCGGCUAACAAUGCAUACAGUGACAAUUUAUUGUCAGCUAAUACAUGUAAUAUAGUGGCACGACUUAUUGUCAGCUAACAGUGAAUACAG
Molecule: messenger RNA, 1956 nt
Organism: Ruditapes philippinarum (Manila clam)
Lineage: Eukaryota; Metazoa; Mollusca; Bivalvia; Venerida; Veneridae
Source: RefSeq, a predicted model, not a curated record